AUGCUAAAAUUACUAAUCGCUACAGUCGGACUUUUGUUAAUUGUUGUGGCAGAAGCUCAAUUUGGACCGGGUGGUCCAAAUCGAUUCGGUCCACCGCCAACGCAAGUUGGUCCUUUCGGUUUCAAUGGUCGGCCGGAAUUUUUUAGACCACCAGGUUUUCCACGACCGCCAGCAUUUUCUAGGCCUCCAGAACCAGGACCACGACCAUUCCCGUUCCCGUUCCCAUUCCCACGACCACAGCCUCAACCUCAACCAACACCACAACCUCAACCAACACCACAACCUCAACCAACACCACAACCACAGCCAACAUUGACCAACUUGACACUUUGCACUUAUACGCAGUUGGCAUAUGACAAAUGUCUUUACGCUGUGCAAGCGGCCGCCAACAGCUCCAUUGAUUUGAAGUUGCAAUGCGUACAAGCUGACUCCUACGAUGCCUGUCUAAGUGCGGUUCAAUCGGGUACAGCUCAUUUGGUGGUCGCCGACGAUCAUCAAUAUCAGGCGGCACGUGCGGCCAAUCUUACCCCUGUGUUGUUCGCGCACGAGCUUUUGAGUGAUUACUAUGUAGCCGUGGCACCUAGAAAUAUCACGCUCCUGGAACUGGAUGAGGCGACCAUAGAGGUGGAUUCGUCGGAUUAUGAAGCAUUCCAUGCGGCUGCCUACUUCAAUCUCCAGCGUGGUCACGAUAUCUGCCGUCAAUAUGCUGCGGCAAAUGAUGCCAUAAAGAUCGUUAAUACUGCAAACUACAACGCCACCGAAGAUGAGAUUUUGAUUUGUGCGAAUCGUACAGUGGCCGAAUGGGAUGAUUACAGCACGUGCAAUAUGGACGCGGACUUGGAAUAUGCACUGUUUGCUGCGACUUCUACGGCUGAUGAUGCCGGCUUUAGAUGUCUCGUUCAGAAGACUUUCGACACUUUGAUAGGGCAAUUGGGUCCGGAAAAUGAAGAAUUCAAUUUCUUUGCGGAUUUCAGAAAUACUUCUGAUGUUAUUUUCAAGAGCAACACAAUAAGCUUCUCUCAACAACCAAUUAUUCGAAAUGGCGUUACUGAGGAGGUGUUCAAUCAUUUACAUUGUUACACCGAUGAUCAGGUGCAUGAUUCCAGUCAACUUGAAUGAAUUAACUGAAGUAUUUAAAUAAAUAAAAAUAUAAAAAUAUUUAAAUAAAUAUACAUGUAUACAUACAGAAGCACACAUGAA
Ceratitis capitata (Mediterranean fruit fly) is the source of this 1200-nucleotide messenger RNA. RefSeq lists its product as uncharacterized. Bases 1 to 1119 code for a protein of 372 amino acids. NCBI's taxonomy places the organism in Eukaryota, Metazoa, Arthropoda, Insecta, Diptera, Tephritidae. The transcript is spliced from 3 exons. The record is from RefSeq and is a predicted model, not a curated record.